UUUCCCUUAAGUCUUAUCCCUAAUUCUUAGAAAUGGCCAGCCAGCCUUUGUGGCAAUCAAACAUGGUAGUUUCACAUAUUGAUGAAAGUAUCAUCACCGAAGAAGUUAUAGCUACACAUGAUUCGGAUAGCAAAGACUUUGAAGCCGAUUCGUAUAGCAUCCUCUAUUCUAUCCUGCUGUUAAUAAACGGGUUGCAAUUGGAGUUUUAUGAUGUGGAAUCUGAUGAUGAGGAGUCUAAUGAGGAAGAUGAGGAAGAUGAGUCUGAUGAGGAAGAUGAGUCUGACAGUGAUGAAGAGUCUAAAGAGGAGGCAUCCAAAGACGAGCAAUCUAAUGAGGAUGAAUCUUACGACAAGAAAUCUAAUGAGGAUGAAUCUUAUGACAAUGAAUCUAAUGAGGAUGAAUCUUACGAGGAUGAAUCUUACGAUGAGGAAUUUAAUGUGGAAGAAUUUAUGUAUCAAAUAAAGCGAUUUUCCUUUGAGAUAGCAUCAAAGUGUGGACAAAGUGCAAAUCCACAUUCAACUGUAAUCUACUUUUUGAAAAUGUUGUCCACAUAUACAUGGGAAGCCAAGCUUCUCAUAAUGCUGGCUGCUUUCUCCAUCAACAUUGGAGAAUUCAACCUUGUCCACAGUCACAAGGGAUUAGCCAGUAAAUUGACAAAUAUCAAUGGAUGUGAUAGUGCAGUGGCUCCCUCCCAUAUCUACCAAUCACUUACCCAGUUUAUCAUAUCACUCAUAUAUCUUACUAUCAGCAUUGUUGAGCUUGCGCAAUCAUCUUCUUACAAUUUGUCACCAGUCGUACCAGUUGCUUGCUAUUGGAUCAUCACAAGUAUCCUUACUUGUGCACCCUAUUUCGCUCCCUUUCUAAAGGCAAAUUCAGAGUGGCUUAUUGCUAAUGGAAAUCAACUCUCCAGCUUAACUACAAAAAUCAACGACUUAAUCACUUAUUGCCACCAAAUACUAGAGAAGAAGAGAGAAGAGGAAUCUUACAAAGCAUUGUGGGAUGCAUUUUCGGAUGAGAAUGAGAUCCCUUCUACUAAUUUGGAUGUCCUCAAAUUACUAUUCAAUGUCAAUGAUGGUGACGAGAAACCCAUUUAUGAUGGUGCUAGAGAAGAAUUGGUAGAGUUCCAUUUGUUGGAGAAUAAGAGCUUGUUAUUGUUAAUAUCAUCAAGCCUUAAUAUUGAUGAAUACUUAUGGGAAAUACUUAUUGGGCUUCGGUGGACAACUGAGUUACCUGUGUUCUGGAUCCCAAUAUUGGAUGAUUGUCCUGCAUUAGGGGAUACUAAAAUUUUGAAAAAACAGUAUAGAGAUUUAGCGGAUAGAGGAAGUUUAGUUAUAGCGAGAAAUUUAAAAAAAGUUGUGACACCAAGAUUCAUAAGAUUUGUCAAAGAGAAAUUCUUCCCAGAAUUCCAAAUAGGGGGCGAGCCUAUAAUUGUUUCAUUGGAUCAUCACGGAAGGAUUGUUCACCGCAAUGCAUUGCACAUGAUAUUGAUGAGAGCUAUAGACUUUUUUGAAAGGAUUUCUACUAUUGUUAGUAAAGGACAUAGAAGAAUUCCUUUAUUAAAGGAUAUGCUCAGGGAAAAGACUUCAGCUCUUCGAGAUUUUGUGCCUGAUAUUGAUAAGCGGAUAAGCAAAUUUGCAGAUAAAACAAAUAAGAAAAUAAAUGCUUGGUUACGUCGAAUUGAGGAGAAAGUAAAAAAUCCGAUUUACAGCAAUAUUUACACCAGAGAGAGGGAAAAUGAUCUAUGGAAGGAGAAGGAAGUAAGUUGGUGCACUAAGCUUAUGGCAAGUAGGCAGGGCAGUCCAAUAAACAAGUGGGCAGAUAAGAAGAAUUACAUUUUUUUUAUUGGAGGGAAUAGCAUACACUGGGUUAAAAUAUUUGUGUCCAAGGUAGUGUCACAAAGUCAAUUUAACUCAAAAUGGAAAAUUAAGAUGGCCUACAUUGGUAGCAACAUGGAAGUAGCAUCAGUGAUUAAUCGAGACGAGAUUUGCAUGGCACCAGAUGAUGAGUCAAGUAUAGCGUUCUUUUGGGCAAGGCUUCGAAGCAUAUUUUUGUCAAGGAUCAGAUUCUUAAAUGAGUCUCAUUGUGAUGAAGGGUGUGACGAAAUUGUGGAAGGACUAAAAAAGUUGCUAGCUUAUGAAGAUAAAGGGUUAGUAUCACCAGUUGAUGGAUGGGCUAUGCUGUGUAAGAGGAACAAGAUAGUUGUAUGUGACUUAGGAGAUAACAUGUUGACGGUCAUGAAUGAAUUCGAGAAAUGGAAGGAAAGUGCAAUAACCAAAGGCUUUGACCAAGCAUUCAAAGAUCAUCAUGAGAAGAAGUUUGCUGGUACUACUACUUAUGCCUCACAAUGUCACCCUUGUUGUGCUCUUGAUUAUCCAUCUAAUUUUGAUGAAGUUCCAAAGAACAUGAAAUGUCCCCAAUGUUGGUGCAAUAUGCAAAAAUUUGAAACUUUCAUGUGUUCUCAUGGCUAUGAUUCUAAAGUAGAUGAUGAUGAAGAUGACAAUGAAGAUAAUAAUGACAGUGAUGAUAGUGAUGGUGAUGAUGAUAUUCACUAAGAUAUACUUAGUUGAUAUCAACACAUUGUAUUUGCAUUUGUAUAUGAAGGUUAAACUUUUGCAUGCAAUUUAAUGCCUUUCAA
Ipomoea triloba (trilobed morning glory) is the source of this 2635-nucleotide messenger RNA. Its product is annotated as protein SIEVE ELEMENT OCCLUSION B-like. The record is from RefSeq and is a predicted model, not a curated record. Gene Ontology annotation, biological process: phloem development. NCBI's taxonomy places the organism in Eukaryota, Viridiplantae, Streptophyta, Magnoliopsida, Solanales, Convolvulaceae. The transcript is spliced from 8 exons. The coding region runs from base 33 to 2552 and encodes 839 amino acids.